Pantherophis guttatus is the source of this 2189-nucleotide messenger RNA. It is a transcript of the gene BPIFC, whose product is annotated as BPI fold containing family C. Gene Ontology annotation, molecular function: lipid binding. NCBI's taxonomy places the organism in Eukaryota, Metazoa, Chordata, Lepidosauria, Squamata, Colubridae. The record is from RefSeq and is a predicted model, not a curated record.
AUGAAAGUUUCUAUCACCUUCCUUAUCUUGGGCUUAUUCAUUCUGCUUCUUGAGGCUAACCCAGGAAUCAAGGUGAAAAUUACACAAAAAGCGUUGGACUAUGGUAAUCAAUUUGGAGUAGAGCUUCUGAAGCAGAAAUUAAAAGGAAAGACAUUUGAAGAUUGGAAUGGAGAAUCUACAUAUUGGUUUUUUGCACUCAAUUACACAAUUUCAAAGAUAAGAAUUGAUAACAUGGAGUUGCCCAAUACAUCCUUGUCGCUCAUCUCUGGCACUGGAAUUAAACUAUUAGUUGAAAAUGCUUCAGCAAUAGCUACUGCAGAUUGGAGCGUGGAGACCUGGCUAUUCAAGGAUUCUGGAAGUGCGGCUGUCUUCAUUUCAGGAGUAAAUCUCACAGCAAUUGUAAACGUGUCUCAGAAUGUAUUCGGUCAUUUAAAAUUGUCGCUUGACAGCUGUAAAGCAGAUGUAGAUGAUAUGGACAUCAAAUUGAAUCAAUCUUAUAGAUGGUUGUAUACAUAUUCUACUGCUUCUCUGGUAAAAUCUCUGUGUAGCAUGCUGGCCACAAAUUUGUGUCCGCAAGUGAAUUUUGUGAUCCAAAAGAUUAAUAAAGACUUCAGCCAAUAUCCAGUCCAAGCUCAGGUUGGUAACUUUGCAGUAAUAGACUAUUCCCUGAUAAACUCUUCAACUAUCUUGGAAUCAUCAAUUAACUUGGAUUUAAAGGGAACAGUCUAUCCAGUGGAAGAAAUCACAGAGCCCCCCUUCAAGCCAACUCCCUUUGUUCUUCUGAAUGAGAACAACUCUAUGUUCUAUAUAGGAAUCUCAGAAUAUCUCUUGCAGUCUGCUUCACUGGCUUACUUCACUUCUGGUGCUUUUACUAUCUCUGCUGAGCAAGAGGAAAUGCUUUCUUCUUAUUUCAAGUUAACCACAGAUACAUUGGAGAGCAUCAUUCCCACUAUUUCUCAUAUUCAUGCAAAGCCACUUCCAGUAAUUAUGAACAUAAGAAUCACUGAUGCACCUGUGAUUAGUCUGUAUGACAAUAAAUCCAUCCUGAAGUUUUCUGCUUCUAUGGAAGUAUUGGCAAAGAUGCCAAACUCAACCACCCAAUCCAUGUUCACCUUGAACAUAACAACCAGAACUCAUGCAGAUUUGACUAUAUUUAACCGGAGGUUGCUAACUACAUUGUGCUUGAACAGUUUCCACAGCUCCUUGGCUCAUUCCAAUGUUGGCCUCUUUGAGGCUUCACUUCUGGAUAAUUUCUUGUCUUACAUUUUACGAACUGGAAUAAUUCCAGCAGCCAAUUUUAAACUAAAGGAUGGGUUUCCUCUACCUGCCUUGGACCCAAUGAUUCUUAUGAAGCCCAGUAUUAGAAUUUAUGAGGGUUUCUUGCUGAUUUCCACUGAUAUUCAAAGCCUACGAUAACGAGGAAAUCUUUAUCUCCAAGCAAAUGUUGACUUUUUUUUUUUACUAGAUGCAUAAAGUGCAUAAGAGCCAAUAUGCAUUUGUGAGUGAGCAAAUUGGUGGAUGAAAUUUUUAAUAGUUCAACCAGAAGUUCAAAAAUGCAUAGUAUAUUGGUUUAAGAUAGCAACAAACUGAAGGUGAAAAUAUUGAUCCAACACUCUCACAACUAAAUAUCGGGAAUGGGUAAUGAAUUUCCCCAGUGCACCAAAAUGGAGCUGCUCAAUUUUGAAGACAAAAUCAAUAGAUUUCACCAUUGUGAUUUUAGCCAGGAGAUGGAGUGGUAUUAAGUGCACAGAUAGUAGUCUCCUGCUUCUAAGUCUACUUUAACACACACACACACUCGAAAUUCCCCUCCCUAUGCCUUUCAGAGACAUUACAGUAUCACCUGAUAGCCUCUUGUGGCCUUCAAGAAAAUUAAGAAGCAGAGUUGUAGUCCCCAGUCCUACUCCUAUGUAUUGCCUAUCCCUGUUUUAUAUGGCCAAAAGAUUUCUAAUUCUAGUAUAUUAUCUGAAACGACAAUUUAAUUAAGAAAGUUGAAGAAUUUGAGAGUUUUGCAAAGCUGUUAGAAACUUUGUAUUAGAAAUACCAUUAUUUAUUUAUGUUCCUUCCUUCCUGCAGUGGAGAAAAUCAUGUAAGCUUAUGUAAUAUUUUAUUGAAUUUGUUAACUGGUUUCAAACUAGCCAACGUUUUUUAAUAUGGUUACAACACACUAGAUUAAAAAGAAACCACAAUAU